This is a messenger RNA of Amphiprion ocellaris (clown anemonefish), 5874 nucleotides long. It is a transcript of the gene stk24a, whose product is annotated as serine/threonine kinase 24a (STE20 homolog, yeast). Bases 462 to 1763 code for a protein of 433 amino acids. Lineage: Eukaryota; Metazoa; Chordata; Actinopteri; Pomacentridae. The record is from RefSeq and is a predicted model, not a curated record. Gene Ontology annotation, molecular function: protein kinase activity; ATP binding. The transcript has 11 exons. Gene Ontology annotation, biological process: protein phosphorylation.
UGACAUUAACCAAGAUGGCGCCGGGCGAAAGAGAAAAGUGAUGAGAGAAUAGAACAACAAGCGACACAACUACACAACAGUGCGCAUUUAUUUAGCCCGUAAUAUUGUUUAAUGCCGGACCUCGGUCUUAUCACCGGGAAGCUGUCAAGCACGUAUUGCGAGACCGCACUGGUCUGCUGGGAUACAAAUAUUCAGCCAACUGUUUGCUAACUAGCUGCUAAAGUGGCUAACGGUAGCUAACGUUAACUGCGGAAGGCGAGUGAGGAGAAGGCAGGCAGGCGGCUCCAAGUAGAAGCCGACAAGUCGAGCCGUUUUUUUUAAAUUACGCGACGUCUCACGUUGAAAGACCCGUUUGUUGCACCAUCGUCCGACGCAGCAGUCUGUCAGGAAAGUAGCGUUAAACAUUUGAUAAGGAAAGCUGAAAAGGCGAGGAAAGGCGUCAUCUUUGCUGAUCUGACGCCAUGGCUCACUCCCCUAUUCAGAGUGGACUGCCGGGGAUUCAGAAUUUCCGAGCUGAUCCGGAGGAGCUUUUCACCAAGCUGGAGAGAAUAGGAAAGGGCUCUUUUGGUGAAGUCUUUAAAGGCAUUGACAAUCGGACUCAGAAAGUUGUGGCCAUUAAAAUUAUUGAUCUGGAAGAGGCAGAGGAUGAAAUAGAGGACAUUCAACAGGAGAUUACAGUUCUCAGCCAGUGUGACAGUCCCUUUAUCACCAAGUAUUUUGGAUCCUAUCUCAAGGGUACAAAAUUAUGGAUUAUUAUGGAAUAUUUGGGUGGAGGAUCAGCUCUUGAUCUGCUGGAACCAGGUGCCCUGGAUGAAACACAGAUUGCCACAAUCCUGCGAGAGAUCCUGAAAGGGCUUGAGUAUCUGCACUCUGAAAAGAAAAUACACAGAGAUAUCAAAGCUGCCAACGUUUUGCUGUCGGAACAAGGCGACGUGAAGCUUGCAGACUUUGGAGUAGCGGGCCAGUUGACGGACACACAGAUAAAAAGGAACACAUUUGUUGGAACACCUUUCUGGAUGGCACCUGAGGUCAUAAAGCAGUCUGCCUAUGAUUCAAAGGCAGACAUCUGGUCAUUAGGAAUAACAGCAAUAGAACUGGCUAAAGGAGAACCGCCCCAUUCUGAGCUUCAUCCUAUGAAGGUCUUAUUCCUCAUCCCAAAGAACAAUCCACCUACACUGGAAGGAAACUACAGUAAACCACUUAAAGAGUUUGUUGAAGCCUGUUUAAAUAAGGAGCCUAGCUUUAGGCCAACUGCCAAAGAGUUGUUAAAACAUAAGUAUAUUGUAAGGCAUGCCAAAAAGACAACCUAUCUGACAGAGCUGAUUGACAGAUACAAGAGGUGGAAGUCAGAGCAGUCUAGGGAUGAAUCAAGCUCCGAUGAAUCUGAUGACGAACCAGACGGCCAGGCAUCUGGAGGUGAUGACAAUAGUAACGAUGACUGGAACUUCAACAACACCAUCAGGGAAAAAGACCUGAAAAAGGUUCAGAAUGGAGCAGUACAGCCAGAUGAGAGAUUGAAAGAGGUGGAUGAGAGUCCAAAGAGGCCUUUGUCACAAAGCUUAUCAACAAUCUUUUGUCCAUUGUUUUCUGAGUUGAAAGAAAAGGGUGAGACAAGUAAUGGCAAGCCAGAAGCCGCAGAGGAGCUGCGGGAGGCUCUUUUUCAGGCAGAAGAAACACACCCGGGGAUCUGUGACUCCCUGGUGGCUGAGCUAGUGCAGAGACUUCAGAGGUUUUCUGUGCCACAGGCAGCCACCACUCAGUGAGAGGAGCUACGUCCAGCUCUGCUCUGCUUUUCCACCCUGGUGGCAGCAGUCAGAUCUUUUCCUCUGACCUCCACAGCCAGGAUGAAGUCUCCCAGGAAGGUCUCCAUCACUCACUUGCCUGAAGCAAAUCCUGGCCUACUUAAUGUCUGUUUAUAUGCUAGCACAGCACCAGAGGGUCCUAUUCAGGACAGUCAGUGGCCAUUCAGUCAGCUGCCACCUGCUGUAAGAUGUCCCUUCUCAAUACCUCCUUCUCAGCUGUUUAUUUUCAGAGUGGAGUUAGCUAUCUUUCUGAAAGGACUCUUGAGUUUUUGGUUUUGGUGAGUUUGUGGCUGUUUCACAAAGGUUUACACUCAGCAUCCUUUUGGAGAAAAUACCUUGCUUAAUUAAUUGUGUGCGUGUGUGUGUGUGGCUGUGCGAGAUAUUCUGUGAGACGUGCAGUGAAGAGUGACGAGUGGGUUGAAGCAUUCUGUUGAAAACUCAGGUAUCCUGCUUUAAGUGGAUUGGGUUCCUCUGGGAGAUGGAAAGAGCUCUCUAGGGUGGUUGUACAGACUUGUAAAUAAGCUGAUUUCUACAGAUUCAUGGAAAAAAAAAAUAUCGGAGCAUUUGGAGCCACUGUGUUCAAAUGGCCAAAUGCAAACUGUAGAUAAUGGUUGUGAGGUAAAUAUUUUGAAAGACUUAAAGGGGCCACAAAUGAGAUUGCCUUGCCUUUGUACUUGUUCUUUUGUAUAUUGGUCUUUGAUUUCUCUCUUCAGUUGUAAACUUUUUAAGUACUCAUCCAGUGAAUGAAAAUGGCUGCCCUCUAUCAUGUUUUACUAUUGAUUUAUUAUAUUUCUUAAUGCUCUUUAACUUUUUGGUUUCACACUCUGCUGUGGUUGUAAUAUUGUUGGAGAAUGUAAAAAAAAUAAUAACGGCUGGUUUAUUGAAGCCCCGCCAGUUUGAAACACUGGAUGCUCUGUUUCCAGCCCUGAUUACACAAGGCCUCGAGUUGUGUUGGUUUGUUGGCCUCUGCCUCAUUCCCCCUCUUUUUUUUGUUUUUGCUGUGUGUUUUAUUGAUCAGAUAAACUGAGGUUUCGUCCAUUCAUUCCAUUAACAGGGCAGUGCCAUCAUCUAGUUUAUAAAUCAGCAGACUCUGUUAGUCUUCCUAGGAGCUGCAGUGGUACUAUCUCCUCAACGUACCUACAGCUUUAAUUGCACUUCAAGUAUAAAUGCCUUCGACUAUAAACAAAGUAGCCAUAAAACAGUAGCAUGAGACUUAGAGUAUUUUGCAGGUAUGCGCCAUACUAUCUGGGACACACAAAUGUCCACUUGAAGUCUCACAGCUUGGACUCUGGAGUUGGUCAUGCAGUGUAAUAUUUCCCUGGCUGUAUAUUUCCAUUUGGAGAAGUUUUCUAGUCGUGCAGUAAAUGCGCAUCGACUUUUCACACAGUGGACGACACUGCUCUCUGACAGACAUUUAGCAUAAAGCCACAAGGUGUUUAGAGACCAGCGACUCUGCUACUACUUCUGACUGUAGUGUAAAAGGAAUGUGCAUGAUAGUAUUAACAGUAUAAAGCCUAUUGGUUGGUCUGAGCAGUAUGCGUUGUAGCAUACUUGUACAGGACUGAAGGAAUGUUGAGUCCUGAACAGAGUUGAAUCAGCCUUACAGUAUUUGUGAUGAAUGGGAUGAAUAGUAUCAGCUUUAAAAACAUUAGAUCAAAUGUUUUUGUUGUGAUUUCUCCUCUUUUUUUGUGUCCUCUCGGGCAUCAAAAUGCAUAGGCUGCGAUUCUUUAAAUGACAAUUUCUUUGAUUUCUUGCCAGAAUAAGGUGCGCAUGAACAAAUGGGCUCUUUGUACUGUUGUUAUCUAAAAACCAUCAUUGUUGCAGUUAAGAAGAGAGAAUUUUUCAUGAUAUAGUCUGUUUUUUUUGCCAGGGGGCAAUACAUGGUACACAGUGCACAAGACGGGUUGAAGAACAGUUCAGCAUUCUAGGAAACAUGCUUAUUUACAAUGUGGUGGACCGAGGAGAAUAUUUAUACCACUCAAGUAUACGCUUCAUUAGGCAGUCAUGUACAGUCUAAUGCAAUCAAAUACAAAUGUUACACUUGGAUAAUGUAAAGAAAUCAGUGGCAAUAGUUAGUAAUGGUGUUAGGCUGGACUGCACUGUUUCUGUCCUGUCCUGUGUGUAGGUAGAGAACAAAAACAUAGAAACACCUUUAAAUAUAAUGCAGUCCAGAACAGCAUCACCUUUAGCUAUGACCCCAAAAAUGAAACUGUAAUUUGAGCACCCUGAAUGUUUAGGAUGUGUCAUUCAUUGGAUGUCACGCUAUUUCCCCUUGUUUCCUUUUCCCUGCUAAAGUCAAAAUGUCAAUAAGAAAUCAGUCAAUUCUAGCAAUUGUCAUAACAAAGACAGAAUUAAAUUAAUUUUCCACAGUGUCACUAGAACUGGACAUUUUGAGUACUGUAAAGACAUGUUAUAUUAAGUUGGUUGUAUUGGAUUACAUUAAACUGCAAAAGGGUCCCUAAUAAUGUAGCCACUCACACAGUGUUAGACAUUAGUCAACCGCUAAGUGUUUGCAUUACAAAUAUACUAGAAUCAGGAUAAACAAGUCUAUCUAACAGCAACAUAAUUCUCCCUCCAUCACCACUGAAGCUCUUCUAGUAAGCAUUGCAUAUCAUUUAUUUUAACCGUUCAAAAUCCGAGGUGUUAAAACAAUAAUUCCGCAUUUGAUUAAGGAGUUAAACCCAUGUCUUGGUUUACUUCUUGGCUAGGAGCAGUAACUUCCCAGAGUUUCUGCUUUAUUCUGCUGUAGUAGUCGCUUGCAGACAUGCACAAUAUUGAAUUUUUGCUCAUUUUUGACAGGCAGAUUUCCAGUACCGAUAUAAGUAUGUACAUAUUUUCAGCCUAAUUGCAGAGAACAUCAGGUUCCUCCUGCAGAGGAAUUAACAUAUUAUACCUUCUCUUAUCUUGAUGGCCCACUGGCUUGUAGACCAAAAAACGUAAUGCUUUCCAAAUGUACACAUUGCCUAGCAAAAUAUGAAAACUAGACAUUUCUUUUUAUGAAACAUUUUCAAACAAAACUAAACAGUCAGUGUUAAUUUCACGUUUGAGCCUUUAUUGACUGAUAUAAAUGAUGCAGAUAUCAUUGCAUUGUGCAUUCCUAGGCAGGUGUUAUACUGUGUUCGGAGUAACCAGAUAUAUUUUCACGUAAAUGUUCUUAUCACAGAGUAUAACCCACCAUAAUAUGCUAAAUUGUACUUGCUGGCAGGUGGAUUUUUAUUACUUUUGGACAGACCCACUUGUGCUAAAUUCAUCCAUCCAUCUACCGGCUGUGGUUUUACAUUUAACUUACAGACAAGAUACAUUGAGAAUUUUCCAAAAUACCAAACUGUUCCGUCAGUUUCCUUCUUAUUUCUCUUGGAAAACAGUAUAAUUGUCCUUUUCUGCUUGCUACCGUAGUUACAGUAGAUUACACAGAUAAAUGAGUAAAAGUCAACUGUUGAUCCAUUUAACUGAAGCAAGAAACAACAGCAGACUUGUCACAUAAUGCGGUGACAGCAUUUUCCAUUUCUCCCCUGCUGUUCUGUAAAACAGCGACUCAGCUCUUCAUUAAGACUUCAUUCUUCUGUGAAAUGUGCCAUGUAAUCCCUCCACCACAAACUGAGACGAUUUGCACCUUUUACAUGGUCUACUAUGACUCUUUAUCUUUGUAUGUGCACUUUGUAGAUUUAUUUUUUUGGUUUUUAAAAAGUGGUACGUAAAGCUACGACGUUAUGUUGCAGUUAAACCAGUUUGGUUUUUCUUUUUCCCCCCUUUGUGUCUUGUAUGGCAAUAAAGCAGCGUGAUCGCCAGGAGUCAUUUCUUAGCACAAGUAGGCAUAUAUUCUAUUAAACUAUUUUUGUAAUCCCAAAGAGCAGCAUUAUGUAAUAGAGGGAGUAAAGUUUGGUUCUGUGAUGUGUUCCGAGUUUCAGUUAACACUGGAUAGCAAUCAUUUAAAAUGUACAUUUCAUUUUGUGUGACUUUGCUGACAGUUUGUAGUACAGUAUACAUGUUUGCUAAUUCAGGACCAUGCUGUUGGGUUUAUUGGAAGUUAUCAAAUGAUUAAGGAAAAAUAAAAAUUCAGUGCAAAUUUGAA